UACGGAAAUCUACGGGCUCGUUUGUAUAUAAGCUGAAAAUCAGAUAUAACGUUCGCGUAUUCGAGUGUUCGUGUUGUUCGUCGUAAAAUCGCUUCCUUGAACCAUUCUCCGCAACAAACAAGACAGAAUGAAGAGGUUCCUGUGCGUCGCCAUUUGUCUGACGAUCCUGACGGAGAUCCUACUGUUCGGCAAUGGUAAGCCGCUGCUACCGAAACCAUUGGUCCUCUCGGGGUUCAGCCUGGACUGGCCGUGUCAAAGCACGAAGAACAUAUACGAGACUAGCGGCCGAUACAUCUCGAGGAACGUGAUCGCCACCAGAGCGCAGAUAUUCGACGGCCAAGCGAUAUUGGCACUGCCGCGUUACAAACCGGGCGUGCCAUUUACAUUGGGUGUCCUCUCGUUGAAGUCGCACAGCUGCGAGCCAAAAAUCGCUCCGUUCCCCUGUUGGGCCAUUCAAGAAGAAGGGAACUGCCAGGCGUUGCAGAGCGCGGUGGACAUAGUAUUGGACAUUCAGCACAUCCUUUGGGUCCUCGAUGUGGGAAUCGUCAACACUCUGGAGCAGCCUGUUCGCAGAUGUCCACCGAAGGUUGUUGGAAUCAACGCCAAGAGCGGAAAGGUUGUGAAAGUGAUCGACUUAAGCUCCAUGGUAGAUAUCACAUCGCGGUUGCAAUAUAUGGCCGUCGACUACGCGGAGGAUGGUCAAGUUUAUGUGUACAUUUCUGACGCUGGUACCGGCGCCAUUAUCGUUUACAAUGUCACGACCGACGAGGGAUAUCGCGUGAUUCUACCGUCGGCCGUGGCGUCCAGCACGGAUAAACCUGAUGCUCUGUAUCUAGCGCUCGUUAGAAGGAAAAGCUGCGGGUCUACGGUCCUCUAUUUCACGUAUCUAGGUUCCAAUCGAAUGUUCGCGAUCAAGGCAGUGAAUCUGAGAGCAGGCAACGCGCAUGGUUCUAUAGUGGACAUUGGUAGAAAAAGGAAUAAGAUCGUAGUCUUGGGCACUGACAAUGGCUCCGCCAUCUUCUUCAGGCUUAAGGGCGAAUCCAACAUCUACAUGUGGAACACAGACACACCUUUCGUUCAGGACAACUUCCUUUUGGUCGAGAAGGCUGGAGAAUGUCGUCUACCGACCGCGGUCGUUCCUGGUUACAAAGAUCUAAUGUGGGUAAUCGAAAGUAACUUCCAAGAUUACAUCGAGAACUCUGUCAGCUGUUCCGGACCAUCAAUGGCCAUUCAUCCGUUGGUGAAUUCUUGCAGCGAGUGACAUUAAGAACCGAGAGCGAUGCGUUUCAUAGUACACGGUUCUCACACGAUUGUAACUUAAUUUCGUUAGCCUUUUGACAGUUAUAGAAUAUUGCUCGAAAGGUUAAUCUAGUCAUAAAACGCCUCCUCCGUACAGAAAUGAAUUGCUCUUCGAGGCAUAGUUGGGCAAAUGAUCGAUCUCAACGAUUAACGAUGAAAUUCU
This is a messenger RNA of Frieseomelitta varia, 1462 nucleotides long. RefSeq names its product major royal jelly protein 1-like (gene yellow-g). The transcript has 4 exons. The coding region runs from base 128 to 1261 and encodes 377 amino acids. NCBI's taxonomy places the organism in Eukaryota, Metazoa, Arthropoda, Insecta, Hymenoptera, Apidae. The record is from RefSeq and is a predicted model, not a curated record. Gene Ontology annotation, cellular component: extracellular region.